This is a messenger RNA of Acomys russatus (golden spiny mouse), 466 nucleotides long. RefSeq names its product piercer of microtubule wall 2 (gene Pierce2). Lineage: Eukaryota; Metazoa; Chordata; Mammalia; Rodentia; Muridae. Gene Ontology annotation, cellular component: axonemal microtubule. The record is from RefSeq and is a predicted model, not a curated record. The coding region runs from base 80 to 418 and encodes 112 amino acids. The transcript has a single exon. Gene Ontology annotation, biological process: axoneme assembly.
CAAGGAAAGGUGAAGGUGAGGGAAAUAGGUCAAGCCCACUCCUGUGUAACUCAGGGUGGUUUUUUGUGCUUUUUAGGAUAUGAAAAGUGCUUUGACUUCAGAUGCAGAAAUGAAACCUGAACCAUCGGCUCCGUGUGUGAACCCUGGCAACCCUGUGUUUUCUUGUAUGUUGGACCCCAAGACACUGCACACAGCUACCUCACUGUCCAAACCCCAGAUGAUUAUGUACAAAACCAAUUCCAGCCAAUAUGGGGCAUUCUCGCCCAGGCCCCACUUUUUUCCCUGCAAGUAUACUCCACAGGAACAAGUUUUCUCAAAUCACAUCCGAGCAACUGGGUUUUAUCAAAAUAACAGCCUAAACAUUGCCCCUGACAGAAGCAGAACCAUCGACUUUCCUAAUUUUCAACACACUCUAUGAAACCACAUCCUCCUGGCAAUUGAAAAGAAAAUGUCUUUGAGAGUGCUA